AUGUGUUGUGACUGCCCCAUUGACUUGGGAUGCAAGGUGAUGCUUGUGGAUUUAAUAGUGACCAAGAUCUUCCAUUAUGACGUCGUCAUGGGCAUGGACUGGUUGACCAUGAUGAAAGCAGAGAUUGACUAUGACACUCUGAUAGUGAAGAUAUACGAAGACGAUGGCACUUCCCUCACAUUCCCAGUCCAGGUUAGCCACGAUCGUAGAAUUUUGUGUUAUACAUCAUUAGAGGAGGGUUACCAGGGGCCUUCGCUAACUUGCACUCCUGUGGUCCAAGAGUUCGUCGACGUGUUUAAGGCCAUACCCGGACUUCCCCCUCGACGUGAGAUAGACUUCACGAUCGAUCUGACUCUGGGUGUCACACCCAUUUCCUUGCCUACUUACUGCAUGCCCCCAUGUGAGAUGGAAGAGCUAAGGUCCCAAAUUGACAAAUUGCUAAAGUUAGGCUUCAUCUGA
Messenger RNA from Magnolia sinica, 459 nucleotides. RefSeq lists its product as uncharacterized. NCBI's taxonomy places the organism in Eukaryota, Viridiplantae, Streptophyta, Magnoliopsida, Magnoliales, Magnoliaceae. The coding region runs from base 1 to 459 and encodes 152 amino acids. The transcript has a single exon. The record is from RefSeq and is a predicted model, not a curated record.